GUGAAUACAAUAGUCCCAAGAUGGCGGCUUCUUUGGGAGGGAUGUUUGGAGCUCAACAGCCAGGUCCCCCUCCGCCGCCUCCGCCCCCGGGACCUCCCGGGAGCUCGGGACAAGUUACGUUGCUUCCGACGGCGGCCGGCGGCUCGAGGAAUUCUAAUAAUACUUUAGUGGACGAGUUGGAAGCGUCUUUCGAGGCUUGUUUUGCUUCCCUGGUGAGUCAGGACUAUGUCAAUGGCACCGAUCAGGAGGAAAUUCGAACUGGUGUUGAUCAGUGUAUUCAGAAGUUUCUAGAUGUUGCAAGACAAACAGAGUGCUUUUUCCUUCAGAAAAGAUUACAGCUGUCCGUCCAGAAACCAGAACAAGUUAUCAAGGAGGACGUCUCAGAGUUAAGAAAUGAAUUACAGAGAAAAGAAGCACUAGUCCAGAAGCAUUUGGCAAAGCUCAGGCACUGGCAGCAGGUGCUGGAAGAGAUCAACAUGCAGCAUAAAAAGCCUGCAGACAUACCGCAAGGACCACUGGCAUACCUUGAGCAGGCAUCAGCUACUAUUCCUGCACCCAUGAAGCAAACAUGACUCUUGUUUCCGUUACAAAAGGGUUAAACUAAGAAUUUUCUUAUUUGUAAUUUUAAUGGAAUCUGCAGAAUAUUGAUGUACGAAGUUAUUUUAUUUUAAAAAAUUCAACUUCACCAAAUAUUCUUUUUCUUUUCUAUGUACAGUUUCUUAAAGUGUAUUUUUAUAAAUGUUCAGAAAUGCAUAUUGUUUUGGUAAACUAUAAUCAGUACAGUGUUCAAAGCAUAGUCAGUUGCUUUGUUAUCACUUAGAUGCCUUUGGUUUUGUCUUAGGGAAAGUGGGUUACUGGAGCAAGUGUUACUGUCAUUAACAUUUAUUGAUAAUUCAAUUGACCAUUUGGAAUUUAUUUUCUAAAGAAAUUUCUAAAAUGUCCCAACUAAGACAUUUUUUGAGAAAAUCCAGACCUUUCUGUAUUUUAGCGUGAUGUUAGAUACAUACUGGCUUCCCAAAUUUAUAACAGCACAUUUUUGGCCUUCAGUUUGCAUAGCCAACUUACCUUCUUUGUAUGGAUUUCCAUUUAUUCAGUAAUACAUAUUUUUUCUUUUUUUUCUUUUUUUUUUUUAGUGAGGCAAUUGGGGUACUCCUGACUCCAGGGCCAGUGCUCUAUCCGCUGCGCCACCUAGCUGCCCCUCAGUAAUACAUAUUUGAGUGUAGUGUGAGGGGAAGAAAACUAGUCUGGGAAGCAGAUCCAGAUCCUAAAACUGAUUUCCAUACUACUAAGAGGCCUCACUAUGCCAGAAGGUAGAUGUGCCUACAUGCAAGUGUAUUCAUGCUGUUUCAGAGAGAUUUGAUGUCUGUAAAUACUUUGGGGCUCUUUGAAAAGAAGAUCCCAUGUAAACAUGUUUUAUUACUAAGAACAAAUAAAAAGGUCAUAAAACCCCAGUGUUAUUGUGACUAGAGAGUAUUAACACACAGUGAUUGAUAGGUACAGAAAUAAAGCAGACAGUCUUACUAGUACCCAUUCUGCAUAAUGAAGAAAGGGGGAAAAUAAACAAAAGAAAACUUUCGGCCCCUGUAAAUAACAUGUCAGAAUUCUGUGUGGUGACCAGCAUUUUCCAUUAAAGUGAAAAUCUAAUUAAAAUCUGAAAAUCUUGCACAGGGAUCAUCCCAUCCAUUCCCAGACUCUGCCUUGAAUCAUGAUAUCGGCUUUCUGCUGAAGAACACAUGAAUGAGCCACUUUGACUUGUCAGUUGUUGGCUUUAUUCAGAACAAAGACUUAAAAAUUGGCAGUACACGAAGAGUUGUUAUCUCAGCAAGUAACAUAGUACAUAGAGUAAACAACAUCUACUGCAAUUUCAUGGAGCACCAUUUGGGCCAGCACCAAAGGGCUGAGGUUAUUUUGUAUCUUAAGAGUUGUAUUGGAUCCUGUCAAAUCCCAUAGCUCUGCCAGGUGCAAAGUGAAUUUAAUGAAUAAACUAAGAGUUUGUAAAAACUGAUACAUCGAAUGCUAUGAAAUAGUCCACUGAUUCAAUGGGACUUGAUUCACCCAGAUCCAUGUACCCAUUAAAUCGCCGAGCUCCCCUUUAAAUCUACAGAAGUUCCAUGCAGUGAGGCCGCAAUGAGAUAAAUGGAGCUAACGCCUGUAUACCUAUCAAUUAGCUUCCUAUUAGUGAAAAUUCCUUUCAUCCCCUUUGCUAUUGAUGUCUGCUCCACAGUACAUACUACAUUAUCUUACAGAAAAAAACUAGUCACGUUACUCUUCUAAAAGUCAAAUGUUUCUUGUUUCUGGACCAACAAAGCCACAUGUAAAGCCAACUACACAAUUCACAAAGACUGGCAUUCUGUAAAUGUUGGUGGACACCAAAAAUGUAACACAAAACCCAUAUGGAAAGUUUUCCUAUGACUGCUUUCUUGUUAACACUGAAUAAAUGAUUUGUUAUAGUACUCAAGUAGGGAGAAAAAAUGAUCUUACCUUGAUCUAAGAAACUUCCUUAGUGAACUCAUUAUAGAAUGUUAAUCCUAAAACCCUCUUAAGCUAUGAGGUGUAAUUACAUAGCAAAAGUAACCUUUUUUUUCCUAGUCCAUUCCCUAAAUUGUACAUUUUGAUGUAAAUGUUUUUUUCUCAAAUGU
Molecule: messenger RNA, 2639 nt
Organism: Dromiciops gliroides (monito del monte)
Lineage: Eukaryota; Metazoa; Chordata; Mammalia; Microbiotheria; Microbiotheriidae
Gene: MED28
Product: mediator complex subunit 28
Exons: 4
Coding region: 21-572 (183 amino acids)
Cellular component (GO): mediator complex
Source: RefSeq, a predicted model, not a curated record